AGCGAAAGUUUUUUUAAACAAGUCUCCGUUGUCCAGCUGCGCGUGCGCACGGCUGGCUCCUUUAUCAAACUUGAUGCCAUAGCUACUCAGACACUCCGCUUUGCCUGCGGUAACCCCGCCAUGUAGCCUGCGCGCGCUCAGCUGUGUCUUAUGGGGAUAGUUUAGACUUGAGGCUUGCGGUUCCGGACGUGGGGUGAGUUGCAGAUUUGGUUUUUGUGGUGCGCGGGUUGACCACCAUGCUCCGGCCAUGGACUGCGCAUUGGAUCACUGCCGUGCUGCUGUGUCGGGCUGUGGCACAAUAUUCCAGCGACCAGUGCAGCUGGCGAGGAAGUGGUUUGAGCCAUGAGUCUCAUCGCAGAGAUGUGGAGCAGGUCUAUCUUCGCUGUUCUCAGGGGUCUCUGGAGUGGCUCUAUCCCACAGGGGCCAUCAUUGUCAACCUGCGACCAAACAUAGAGCUGUCAUCACACAUGGCAAGUCUCCAUGUGUGCAUCAAGCCCCAAAUAUACUCCCAGGGUUCUCAUGUGUACCUGGAACAUGAAGGGGAUCUGAAACUGCUGCUUGCAGACGGGGAACAGGUUCGGGGGGCAGUGCACUGUUUCAGUUUGGCAGAGGGGGCUCUGUUUGUGGAGGCCAUCCCACAGUCAGACAUCAGUCGGAGGAUCACAGCGUUCCAGUAUGAGCUGGUACCCAGCCAGGGACCAGGAGCACACAUGUACCCAUACCUGCACCCUGCUUCAGUAACCUGCAAACCCUGUUCAGACGAGGAGGUCCUCAUGGCUGUGUGUACCAGUGACUUUGCCGGCAGUGGUAACUUCCGAGGUGUAGCGUCAGGUACAAGCGAGCACUCUCUGGUUGUGGUGACUGUGCGGCAGCUGUUUCAUCAGAGGAGUGAGGUUUUUACGCGGGGCAGAGCCAGAGGACGGGGCUGGAGUGGACGCAUCAAUGUCCCCACACGGUGCAGCGUGCACCCAGGAGAGGAUGAGUACCUUUUGACUGGCUCUGUCCAUUUUGGUGAGGCCUGGCUUGGCUGUGCACCUCGAUACAAGGACUUCUUAAAGCUGUACGUCCAAGCACAGAAAGCUGGAACAAACCCGUGUCAGAUAAAUACAAACUGAGAACAAGAACAAAACAAAUUUCACACAAAGUCAGUGAGCAGCACAUGUGAAACAGGAUCGAUAAUGGACAUGCUUCAAAAUUUUUCCACUCAUCAUGAAAGGCUUUAUUCCAUUCUCAUUAUGUUGUACAGCAGAAAAGACCUUUUGCAGCUAAUCUGCUGCACCCCAUUUGACUACUCUCGUAUCCUGCAUGUAUAAAUGUGUGUAUAAGCGGCAGUGAGUGUAUGAAUGAAUUGUGUAAAUUCAAAUUAGUGUCAAACUCAUUAGUAUUUUUACUGUGAAGAAGAUAAAACUCAUUCUUGAAAUGAAAGUUUGCUUUGUAAAAAGCUUUCUGUAAAAUUUAGGAGUCUUCUGACAGAAGUGUAUAGUAUGCAGCUCUGUGAGUCUAUAUAUACUAAAUUUGUGUUUUUUUGUUUUUUGUUUUGCUAAUAAGUCCAAAAUGUUUUCACAUAUUUACAGGAAAUAAAUGAUAAAUUAA
Messenger RNA from Melanotaenia boesemani (Boeseman's rainbowfish), 1593 nucleotides. Its product is annotated as meteorin-like protein. Bases 237 to 1115 code for a protein of 292 amino acids. Lineage: Eukaryota; Metazoa; Chordata; Actinopteri; Atheriniformes; Melanotaeniidae. Gene Ontology annotation, molecular function: hormone activity. The record is from RefSeq and is a predicted model, not a curated record. The transcript is spliced from 5 exons. Gene Ontology annotation, biological process: energy homeostasis; positive regulation of brown fat cell differentiation.